Chondrus crispus (carragheen) is the source of this 4488-nucleotide messenger RNA. RefSeq names its product Sel1-repeat containing protein. The record is from RefSeq and is a predicted model, not a curated record. The coding region runs from base 1 to 4125 and encodes 1374 amino acids. Gene Ontology annotation, molecular function: protein binding. NCBI's taxonomy places the organism in Eukaryota, Rhodophyta, Florideophyceae, Gigartinales, Gigartinaceae. The transcript is spliced from 2 exons.
AUGGUGACGAAGAUCGGAGAGCUGAUGGAUUGCGGGCUGGCACUGAUGGCCGGGGGUCAGGUACGAUUUAUGGUUGAGAAAGAUGAGCGUUGGGAGAAGCGCUGUAUUGGACCAGAGACGACAGAGACUGGAGCAUUUUUGAACGGUGACGAGGUAUGCACGGAUGAAAUUGAAUCGAAAAGUAAUGGUGUAUUUACAACGCAUGUGCGGUUAGAAGAAGCGAGGCUUGCAUAUCAGUUUGGUGUACCACUGCAAGAGUUUGAACAUGUAGAGCAGACGCUGACUUUCAUGGGUCAUUCUCUUGAAAGCCUACGAACAAGACUCGGAGGAUGGGUGAAGGGAAACGAAGAUGCACAGGCCAGGGCUUGGAGACCUGUUUUGUUUAAAAGUGGAGAAAGGAAAACAAUGUGGGAGAAAGUCGGGGGUCUGUCUGCAGAGCUGUCACAAACGGUUUGUGAGAGAGGUGAGAAAUGUGUUCUGAAAGAUCGUGGGGUCCAAUCGCGGUUGGUAUGGGAGUUGCAAAACAUUGUUCGAGAGGGAAUGUGUGGAGCUGAAGGGUGCCCGAGUGCGAUACGGGCAGUGGCACUAUGCCUACUUAGUUUCCCUGCGAUCGAAGUGACAAGGAUGGAAGGUGGGAUUGGAGGGGCUGGGGAGCAACAGAGGUCGAGGGAAGCGGGAGAAGUGGAGAUCAAGCAAGGAGAGAGCUGUGUGACUCUCGUAUUGGGAAGCGGGGAAGAAGCACAAGACCAGACGGGCAGGAUCAAGACGGUUGAGUUGACCAUAACGGCGAUGUGCGCCCCGCAACAGACUAAGCUCGAUGUUCGACUCCAGUACACAAGCGAGCAUGUGCAUGAAGUGAGUGUACGGUUACGUCGUGGGGAAAAUGGUGCAGAGGGGGUGUUCGAGUGGGAGUGGUGGCGAGAUGCGGCGAUGGGGCGCAUGGAGGGCCUAAAGCGAUGGCAAGAGAAUCACGAAAUGGAAGCAGUGGAAUUCCGUACGUCUAGACUCCCAAUAGACUCUGGUUUGCGGAUUGUGGAUUCAGCGGUAAGGGAGAGUGGGCAUGAGUUUGUGACGUGGGCGGGAUGGGAACCGUUCCGAACGAAACAUUGCAAACUUGAAGUUGAGAGUGAGAAACUGCUGGUGGAGUUUGCCGUGACACGGCAGCCAGGGUCCCUUGCUGUGAGAAACAAGAAAAUAUAUUACAGUGUCGACCGUAUGGUGGGAAGGAGACGCUCUGUCGGGUAUGCAGAAGCAAAGCGUGAGUCGAUCCGUGAUGGGUGUCUCAUUGUGAGAGAAGCACUUAUAGAAGGCACGAGGGUUGUGGAAAGUGGCACGGCGCUGUCGAACCAGACUGAAGACACCAAGGACGUGAUUCGUAAGGCCGAGAAUCUGAUUGGCGGAGGACAUGAAAAUUUCGGGCGGGCCAUUUUUCUGCUCAAGGUAGCGGCACUGGAGAGGAAUGACAUUGGCGCUCUGUGCACAUGUGUGGAGCUUUUGAGGAAAGGGGGGCCGACAGGGAUGCAUGCGGGGAGGACAUCGAACUUGAGAGAAGCGGCGCAAAUGAUCAAAGUGUUCUUUCAUGCUAAGUUGCAUACAAGCUUGACAUCUACGUCAACACGCGGUGACGAUGGGUUUGAGAAGUUGUUUGAUUUGUUUGCAAAGCUAGUGAUGGAGCAGAGUUGUGAUGGAGUGAUCGUGGAUUUGUUCGUAGAUGCGCUCGAAGAUGCGAUUGAGUUUGACGUGGCCGGAAACCUUCGAAAAUUUCAUGCAUGGAUACGAAAAGCGAUUGUGUGUUCCCGGAAAUGGAAUCAGUUGGACAAGCUUGCCAAUUUUUCGGACUUGGCGGUUGGAAAUGGCGGGGAUGUGAAGUCGAGGGAGGCAAAAGGUGAUGGUGCUGGAAAGGAGGCCUUUUUCUCCGAAGGAAAGGUGACCGAGUGUGACGAUAUGACGUAUGAUCUUGUUGGCAAGGCUUUACUGGAACGCAUGAUAAGCGAAUACGCGACGUUGUCUUCAAGAGAAGGAAUUUGGAUUGUGCUGGGUACUGCCGGACAGGGGGCUCCUUGGUGUGCGAGAGAGAGACAAUAUGCGGGAAGUCAGGAUGAGAAUUCAAGCGGACACGCCAUGAAUAGCCUUGGAGUUCUUUUCCAGCUAGGGGCACGAGGGGUGGGUCGUGACGCUCCACAAGCCAAACUUCUAUACGAGACUGCGAUCGAAGAGAAUGAAAACUGUAAGGCGAUGUAUAACCUCGCUUUUUUGCUGAAACAAGGUGCCGAAGGAGUAGAGCGUGACGCAGUGCGAUCUAUGGAGCUGUAUGAGCGCGCUAUCGAGAAGGGUGAGGACGUCGAUGCAAUGGUGAACCUGGGUGUUUUGCUGAAAGAAGGUGCCGAAGGAGUAGAGCGUAACGCCGUGCGAUCUAUGGGCCUGUAUGAGCGCGCUAUCGAGAAGGGUGACGACGUCGGUGCCAUGGUGAAUCUCGGUAAUUUGCUCUCAGAAGGUGGGGAAGGAGUAGAGCGUGACGCAGUGCGAUGUAUGGAGCUGUAUGAGCGCGCAAUCGAGAAGGGUGACCACGUCGGUGCAAUGGUGAACCUGGGUGUUUUGCUCGAAGAAGGUGCCGAAGGAGUAGAGCGUGACGCAGUGCGAUGUAUGGAGCUGUAUGAGCGCGCUAUCGAGAAGGGUGAGCACGUCGGUGCCAUGGUGAAUCUCGCUAUUUUGCUCUCAGAAGGUGGGGAUGGAGUAGAGCGUGACGCAGUGCGAUCUAUGGAGCUGUAUGAGCGCGCUAUCGAGAAGGGUGAGGACGUCCGUGCCAUGGUGAAUCUCGGUAAUUUGCUGAAACAAGGAGCCGAAGGAGUAGAGCGUGACGCAGUGCGAUCUAUGGAGCUGUAUGAGCGCGCUAUCGAGAAGGGUGAGCACGUCGGUGCCAUGGUGAAUCUCGGUAAUUUGCUCUCAGAAGGUGCCGAAGGAGUAGAACGUGACGCAGUGCGAUGUAUGGAGCUGUAUGAGCGCGCUAUUGAGAAGGGUGACCACGUCGGUGCCAUGGUGAAUCUCGGUAAUUUGCUGAAACAAGGAGCCGAAGGAGUAGAGCGUGACGCAGUGCGAUGUAUGGAGCUGUAUGAGCGCGCUAUCGAGAAGGGUGACCACGUCGUGCCAAUGGUGAACUUGGGUGUUUUGCUGCAACAAGGUGCCGAAGGAGUAGAGCGUGACGCAGUGCGAUCUAUGGAGCUGUAUGAGCGCGCUAUCGAGAAGGGUGAGCACGUCGAUGCGAUGUACAACCUCGGUGUUUUGCUCUCAGAAGGUGCCAAAGGAGUAGAGCGUGACGCAGUGCGAUCUAUGGAGCUGUAUGAGCGCGCUAUUGAGAAGAGUGAGCACGUCGGUGCCAUGGUGAAUCUCGCUAUUUUGCUGCAACAAGGUGCCGAAGGAGUAGAGCGUGACGCAGUGCGAUCUAUGGAGCUGUAUGAGCGCGCUAUCGAGAAGGGUGAGCACGUCGGUGCGAUGUAUAACCUCGGUCUUUUGCUGAAACAAGGUGCCGAAGGAGUAGAGCGUGACGCAGUGCGAUCUAUGGAGCUGUAUGAGCGCGCUAUCGAGAAGGGUGACGACGUCGAUGCAAUGGUGAACCUGGGUGUUUUGCUCGAAGAAGGUGCCGAAGGAGUAGAGCGUGACGCAGUGCGAUGUAUGGAGCUGUAUGAGCGCGCUAUCGAGAAGGGUGAGCACGUCGGUGCUAUGGUGAAUCUCGCUAUUUUGCUCGAAGAAGGUGCCGAAGGAGUAGAGCGUGACGCGGUGCGCGCCGUGGCAUUGUAUGAUCGUGCAAUGGCGAAAGGAAAUUCCGGUAACGCGACUUGCUAUCUUGCGAUGACGUUAAGGGACGGGGCGGAAGGGGUGGAGCGCAAUGCGGUGCGUGCGGUGGAGCUGUUUGAGAUGGACAUCAAGGAACGGAAGCAGAGCAAGUCAAUGGUGUGUCUUGGAGACAUGUUGCGGGACGGGGCGGACGGGGUGGCCCGCGACACGGAUCGGGCGAUACAGUUGUACGAGAUGGCGGUCGAGGAAGACAACAACGCGGAGGCGGUAGCCCAACUUGCGGCGUUGCAGCGGGACAGAUCAGACAGCAGUACGCGGGACGAGGGUGAGUGAGAAGUUCUCACUCACCCUCUCCGCCUUCUCUCUGAGGAAGGCGGGGGCGGGGUGGAAGGCGAUGGCAGUGGCGCGGACAGCGUAAUGUAACAUAUUUUUGGAUAUUAUUAUUGUAUAUAUAUAGGACAACAGUAACACGUGUACAGUAGUGCAUUCGUCAUCGCCGCGAGGGCCUUCUCCUUCAGCCAGGGAGGAAGACAGGGAUAAAGGAGGACGGAGCGGGACGGAAGAGUUGCGGGCGAGUCUCCAACACCUGUAGCCACCGUCGACUCGGAGUUAAUCGAAAACACUCAGCUGUACUCUAACGGUACUCCGUUUCCAUUAAAGGCAAAGUAGCCGACUUUCCUGCCUCCCUUACCCGAA